Messenger RNA from Sorex araneus (European shrew), 1825 nucleotides. It is a transcript of the gene ING5, whose product is annotated as inhibitor of growth family member 5. The record is from RefSeq and is a predicted model, not a curated record. The transcript has 8 exons. Gene Ontology annotation, cellular component: nucleus. Gene Ontology annotation, biological process: positive regulation of apoptotic signaling pathway; positive regulation of DNA-templated transcription. Gene Ontology annotation, molecular function: chromatin binding. NCBI's taxonomy places the organism in Eukaryota, Metazoa, Chordata, Mammalia, Eulipotyphla, Soricidae. The coding region runs from base 62 to 784 and encodes 240 amino acids.
CCCGCCCUCUGCCCGGCGGCACCUCCCGCGCGCGCAGACCCGGAGCGCGGCCGCGGCGAAGAUGGCGACCGCCAUGUACUUGGAGCACUACCUGGACAGUAUCGAGAACCUUCCCUGUGAGCUCCAGAGGAACUUCCAGCUGAUGAGAGAGCUGGACCAGAGGACAGAAGAUAAGAAAGCGGAGAUUGACCUCCUGGCUGCAGAGUACAUCUCCACGGUGAAGGCGCUGUCCGCAGACCAGCGCGUGGACCACCUGCAGAAGAUCCAGAGCGCCUACAGCAAGUGCAGGGAGUACAGUGACGACAAAGUGCAGCUGGCCAUGCAGACCUACGAGAUGGUGGAUAAGCACAUCCGAAGGUUGGACGCUGACCUGGCACGCUUUGAAGCUGACCUCAAGGACAAGAUGGAGGGCAGUGACUUUGAAAGCCCCGGAGGACGGGGACUAAAAAAAGGUCGUGGUCAGAAAGAAAAAAGAGGCUCACGGGGUCGUGGCCGGAGAACCUCGGAAGAAGACACCCCGAAGAAGAAGAAGCACAAAGGGGGGUCCGAGUUCUCUGACACUCUCCUCUCUGUGCACCCCUCGGAUGUGCUGGACAUGCCUGUGGACCCCAACGAGCCCACCUACUGCCUGUGCCACCAGGUGUCCUACGGGGAGAUGAUUGGCUGUGACAACCCAGAUUGCCCGAUCGAGUGGUUUCACUUUGCCUGUGUGGACCUGACCACGAAACCCAAAGGAAAAUGGUUCUGUCCAAGGUGUGUUCAGGAAAGGAGGAAGAAGAAGUAAGGAGGAGGCUGAGUGCGCACAGAAGAGCAAGUUAAUAUAUUCCUUCAUGUUGCAAUAUUUCAUCUUCAUUUUAAACUACCUUGUUUCUGAUGAUACUUAGUAAUUCAAUGGCCAGUUGUAAUUCUGGAAAUUUCCCAGGACAGACACGAGUCCACCUGAUCCCUGUCUACACUGCACAGCUGUCCCAGGUCCCCCGGGGCCCCUGACCUCUAGCCUGGCUCGCUGCAGUCCCUUUGCAGGAGCCCGAGGGUCUCGGUGCGACCCAGACCCCCACCUGCCCGCGAGUGUGGUGUCAGCACCGCAGCUGUCUGCUCUGCCAGCGAGCCGCCUGGACACGCUCCCUGCGGGCCGCGCCGCCCUGCUGCAGCCUUGAGGCCAGGCUGCCAUGUGCUCCUGUUGGAGCAGCUGCCCCGGCACCUCCCCACAGGACAGGCUUGGGGGGCUUGUUCUGGGACGGGGCGAGAGACGCAGGACAUGUUUCGUGACCUCGGCCACCAGUACACCGAUGCCAGCCUCUGGUGCUCGCCUGGGGGGCUGUGAGAGACACCUCGGAAACCCAGCCCCUGCCUGCACCCAGUGGUUCCCGGAGAGCGGGGUUGCCUGCCCACCCUCCCUGCACGGCCAGAGGGAGAUUCGUGAACAAGUCUCAUCUGAGGGCCUCCGGAAAGUCGCGUCCGACCUCCUGGGCUGAGUCUCCUCUGCGCCAGCUCCCACGGCGAGGCGGUGAAGCCGGGCAGGAGGGGUCUGGGGAGCAUGAGUGCAGCUCUCCCAUCUCAGGCCUGGUGGGGCCGGGCACUGGAGGGUGUUGGGUGAGCCGGGCACUGCGUCCCUCGGGGAGGACUGCUAAGUGGCUUGCUGGUCUGUUCCUGGGCAGAUGUGUGGCGGUGCCCUGGCACCUGCUUGGUGAGGAGGGUGCCGCUGUGCGACCCUGUCAUCACUGGGCCCCACCCCUGCCCUAGCCUCUCUGUUUUGUGCUUGCAUUUGUAGCAUUUACUUUAUUGGUCAGUGAUGCCCCAGAAUGCUGGGGGUGGGGGUGGGGGU